AUGGCUACAGAUGUGAUUCAGCAUGCGCUCGGUGUGGAUAUACUCAACGCGCUUCUGGUCGAGUGCGCCAUACAGGGCGACGACUCGGGAGCGAGGAGGGCCUUGGCGAUGGGCGCGGACCCCAAGGCGCGCGAUGCUGCUGGCAGGACGGCUUUGACAUGUGCGCUAGCGGGCGAGAGCUGGCAAGCUGUAGGAAUGCUCCCGGAGGGAUCAUUCAUGUCGGAAGCCCGGCUGAAUGUACUUAGGAUGAUCGUGAGCCAUGCAGAUAUGUCGAUCUACGAGCUGAAUGCCCCCCAAGAGAGCUUCAACGGAGUAACAGCUCUCGGCAUGGCCGCUUGGCUGAACUUGCCCUCUGCACUCGAAGUGCUUCUUCGUUCGAGCGGUGGGCGGCUGCUGGUGGAUGCAGUCGACGCUCAUGGGGCUACUCCUCUAAUGUAUGCCUCUAGAGACGGUAAUCUGGACGUGGUACAGUGGCUGCUCGCUUACAGUGCCAGAGCAGACGCUCGCGAUCUCCAUUGCCGGACAGCUGUCCAAUUUGCUGUCGGCCAUCUGAGGGUAUUAUGGCUCUGCGAAGAGUCUCUACGUAGACGCCGAUUCCAAGAUGCCGAGAAACGCAAAUUGUCUCCGUUGCCUCAACCCCAUGCUGACGCCCUCGCGAACCUCAUCCUGUCGUCCACCUCCCUAUCCUCUCGAGAGCCUUGUACGCCGCCCUCCGUGGACUGCUUCUGCCGUGCGCUCUUAUCCAAAUUCACGGACUCCCUCAUCUCCGCUGUCACUUCCUCCGAUCUCCCGCUCCUCCUCUCCCUGCUCUUCCCCCAACGUCUCUCCUCUAUCGACCCGCUUCUCGUAAACCUCCCGGACUCCUCUGGGUGGAGUGCAAUCCAUUACUGCGUCAUGGCGCAUGACCCCUCCGUCGAGGUCCUGGACGCGCUUUACCGAGCUGGCGCAGAGCUGAGCUUGUUCACGCAGAAGGAGGAUUGGACGCCGUUGCACUGCCUCGCGCGGUACGCGGGGGCUGAGAGUGCCGGUGUAUACAGGUUCGUGCUCCAUUUAGUCAAGGACCUAAAGGCUCCGUUAGCGGCGAAAGACGGGGAUGAAGAUACGUGUUUGCACGUCGCUGCGGCGCACGGCGAGAGCAGCGAGGUGUUGCGAGCGCUGUUGGAAUGUGAUGCUACGGGAGAUGUGAGGAGGAUGAGGAAUGCGAAGGGGCUGACGGCUUUGGCCGUUGCGAAGCCGAGGUACAAGGCCCUUUUUGGCGCUGAUACGGAGCGUCCCACGUCCUCGUCAUCCAAGCGGACGGUGAAAGCGCACACGUACAGAUCGUCGCCUUUGAACACCAGCGCAUUAUCCUUGAUACCGUCGGAGCCGCUGCUGGGUCAGUUGGGCGCUGACGAUGAUUACGAAAGAGCGGAGGCCUCCACCUUGGCUGAAGGAAUCCUCGAUGAUCUGACUUACGUAUCUCGCGCCGCUCGGGAGGGGUGUUCGCGGGAUAAAGUCGACGAGUUGCUCCGUGUCCUGGACGAGGCGGCGCAAAAGAACAAGAAAGUGUUUGCCUCAUAUACGACCAUACUGGAUGAAGUUACGAAGGAGAUUGCUGACGUGCGGAAGCUGUAUGAUAGGGUGCAAGGACUUUGGGUAUCGGUCGAAAACAAAUUGACGCAGAAGAGAAGACAGGAUGAGGUCGAUCCUCAAGACAGCUGGACACAUGGAGAAAGACCAAGGACGCUCACAGCAGACUCCGCGGACUCCGAAAUGACAGCUGUCUCUCGACCUAGCAGGGACUUUUCCUCGCGGUUCAGCCUCGCACUUCGAUCUGUGACGGAUGUGCGCUCCCAGGCCGGCAGCGUGAUCUAUAAGGACAGCGGGGUCGCCACCUCGUCUGAGCUCGGCGACGGGACUAGCGCCCCACCUCGGAAGAGGCUGGUGCAGGUACCAGCUUGGCUCGAUGCCUGGUUGACGAGUACACCUGAGAGUGGCAGGAUUCGAACCCGGGCAGACUCGAGCCCUAGGCAUCACCCUGACGGUGGUACUGGCUUUGAAUAUGAUGACGAGUCCCCCUCGAUACGCAGGUCAAGAACAAAUUGCUCUCUGAAAGACUGCAAGAGUAGUGUAAGCGGAGGGGAGCAAGCAUCUAAGACUGAUGCUGCUUCAGCAAGCGCUGUGAAGUUCAAAGCGUGGCUGAAGAAGAAGAUAGCUCCGGACAAAUCGACGAAGCUAGACAUCAUGGUGGACUUGCAGGGCGGUGAUUGUCCCGUCGGGCGUGAGGCCAGGAAUCCAAGCCGGCUAGGAGAUGUGUCUCUGCUGGAGCCCUCCGACCGAGACGGGCGAAAGGCUGACUGGGAAGGGGUGCGAGCUCUAAGGGGAUAUCACGGUGUUCUAGAGACGGCACGAAAUGACCUGCGCAGCAUUGGGGAUUCCCUCAAAGCGGCUGACCAAUUUAUCACGUCUGUACAGAGGUCGAUUGGACAGGCUGAGCGUGUGGCUACGCAAGCUGUACAGUCUAGAGGGGACAUACUGGACAAUUUGUCCAAAGAUAUUGAAAUGGGCUCUCCAGUUCGUUCUGACUUCAACUUUCUGCUGUCCGACCUCGGGCCGUCGUGGUCUGGACAAGCCUCUCAUGUGUCCCUCGCUUCAACCCUGGUUGAAGGUGAAGAGGAAGAUACAAGGUUGCUGCGUAGAAUGAUGACGCGUAAGAUUGAGGCUAAGAUAGAUGGUGCGUAUGAUGAGCUUGACAAGUCCUGGACAUGGUUACACUUGAUUGGAGAUGUCCUCGCGGAGGUGAAGAGACGGACAUAGUGUGUAAUUGGUACGCUGCUAUGACAAAAAGCAUGGACCUUACGUUUGCUAUUGUGACUUGUACCAUGUAGGAUACAGGGAACUGUCUGGGACAUUGCCUUGUGGGAGUGUCUCAUUCUGCGUCAUGAUUAGCGAGCUAGCAG
Gloeophyllum trabeum ATCC 11539 is the source of this 2939-nucleotide messenger RNA. Its product is annotated as ankyrin. The transcript is spliced from 8 exons. Lineage: Eukaryota; Fungi; Basidiomycota; Agaricomycetes; Gloeophyllales; Gloeophyllaceae. Gene Ontology annotation, molecular function: protein binding. The record is from RefSeq and is a predicted model, not a curated record. The coding region runs from base 1 to 2796 and encodes 931 amino acids.